GCUCGUGUACUGAUUUCUUCCUUUUGCCACCUUACCUCGUUAGCUCGCGUUGGGUUGCGAAACUACAGAUCGAAUUCUUGUGAACGAACACUGUGUUUUUCGUAUUUAAUCAGAAGGACUAUGGCUUAUUCAACCCACGAAAGCGGAGCUCCAAAUUCCUUGGAAUACAGAAUGUAUUUUCAGGACAAAAGUGGCCAAGCAAUAUCUCCCUUCCAUGACAUUCCGCUAUUUGCAGAUAAAGAUAAUGCAAUCUAUAACAUGGUAGUUGAAGUUCCAAGAUGGACAAAUGCCAAAAUGGAGAUUUCAACAAAGGAAGCUCUGAAUCCUAUCAAACAAGAUUGCAAAAAGGGGAAACUCAGAUUUGUUCAUAACUGCUUCCCAUAUCAUGGUUACAUAUGGAACUAUGGAGCACUCCCUCAGACAUGGGAGGAUCCAAAGCACAAAGAUCCCAACACAGAAUGCAUGGGGGAUAAUGACCCAAUAGAUGCCUGUGAAAUUGGUACCAUGAUUGCCAAGCAAGGAGAUGUCAAGCAAGUAAAAGUUUUGGGGACUGUUGCAUUGAUUGACGAGGGUGAGACCGAUUGGAAAAUACUCUGCAUUGAUGUGAAUGAUCCUCUUCCAAAAGACAUGAAUGAUGUUGAUGACAUUAAAAAACACAUGCCAGGACUUCUUGAGGCCACAGUUGAGUGGUUCAAGAUCUAUAAAAUUCCGGCUGGUAGUGGUGAAAACCAGUUUGCUUUCAACGGGGAAGCAAAGAACAAGGAAUUUGCUACGAAGAUCAUCAGUGAAACGCACGAAUGUUGGAGAAAGCUGGUUCUCAAAGAGGUGGAAAAUGAUGAAGGCCUUGCUUGCAAAAAUGUCACAGUUGAUAAAUCGCCGUACAAGAUGUCUGCAGGGGAAGCAGCUGGUAUUCUUAAUCACGCGGCUAAACCUGUUGAACCAAAACCCAUCGACCCAGCCCAAGAAGUUGACAGAUGGCACUACGUGUCUGCCAAGAAACCAAAAUUGUGAAGGAAAUCUGUGCUGGUAUAGCGUUUUCCUAGUUCCCGUGCUGUGGGACCUAUUCCUCUUUCAUGGGAGACGUCGUGUUGGCAAAGCAAUGUGUAAUGAGAAUUUAAUUUGGUGCAAGAAAUAAAAGAGCUUUGAAAAACGAA
This is a messenger RNA of Stylophora pistillata, 1154 nucleotides long. RefSeq lists its product as uncharacterized. Gene Ontology annotation, molecular function: magnesium ion binding; inorganic diphosphate phosphatase activity. Lineage: Eukaryota; Metazoa; Cnidaria; Anthozoa; Scleractinia; Pocilloporidae. Gene Ontology annotation, cellular component: cytoplasm. The record is from RefSeq and is a predicted model, not a curated record. Gene Ontology annotation, biological process: phosphate-containing compound metabolic process.